UGAAUACUGAUUGGCAAGUCUGGAAAUAGGAAAAUAUGUAUACGUUUAUAUAAAAUAACAUGUCAAAUAAUUUAAGUAGGCUACAACUAAACCACUUACUCAUCAGAAACUGUAUCUUCAGGUGGAUCAAGUCGCUCUUCAAAAUGCACACGUUCGUCGUCGGAUUCCGGCUCUUCUUCCGAGGAAAAAGUUAACUCUUCCACACGGACCAUCUGAAGAGCUCAUCUGUGCAGCAGGGCACACAUCUGAGAUAGCCUAAUUAGAUCAGACAGGAGAAAUGAUACAUCUCUUUACUUUUAUACCGAUUACAUAAAGGGAGAAUUUGUUUUAGAAUUGAUUUGUUUUGUUUAAAGUAGAUACUUUUAAGUAUGGCUGAAAUCAUGCGUGGUGCCUAACAACGCCCUUCAGCCGUGACUUAUUCAUGGUACAGCACUAGCCUCGAGUACCGUAUUGCUUUUAUAAAACAGUUACCACACAAUACAAAUAUUAAAGCCAAAAAUGCAACUUUCAUGAAGUUUCACUAAAAACCUGUCUUCCGCCGGAAAACAAUGAACAGCAACAGAAGUUACAUUAUUACGCCAUUAUAUGGCGGUAAAGACUGUCUUUAUGAGUGUGUCAGUCACUAGCGAUGUCAUGGGAAAAACCCUUAAAAACUAUUAAAAGGACAAGAUAAUACAUCGGACAUUUAAACAGAUGUUUUAUUAUGAACAUAGGACUGACCUGAAGGAAAAUGCUAAAUCUGAAUGCAGAACAGAGCUGAUAUAAAUAUAUUGAAGGAGGAAAAACAAACAAAAAAUGGGAGGAUCAGAAUCAAUUCCAUUUUUACCUUGGGGGGUCAAUGUAGUGCAUCGACCAAAACUAAAUCCAGUUUGGGGGUCUUUUCUAGAGCAUCAACCAAAACCAAAUCCAGAACUGGAUGAACCAUGGAGGAAAUUUGACUGGGGACAGAAAGAAGCUCUGAAAAAGAAGCUGGAAAACUUCUCUCCGAGUGAUCCAAAUGUAAAGGACAUCAAGAUCCUGGUAGCUGGACAAGUUGGAGCAGGAAAGUCCAGCUUUAUCAACUCCAUCGAUAGUGUCUUUAAAGGACGGAUCUCCUCUAGAGCGCUAGUUAGUUCAUCUGCUGGUGACAGUGUUAGUUUCACACAAAAACUCAAAGGAUUCAACAUCAGAAGUGGGAGAAAAAUUUUGCCCUUCGUCUUCAAAGAUAUAAUGGGCUUAGAAGCUGCUGUGUUGGCUGGGUCACAACCAGAAGACAUCGUCAAUGCUGUGUUUGGACAUGUGAAGGACGGCUAUAAAUUUAACCAGGGGCAGGCACUCACUUAUAAGGAUGAACAUUACAUCAGUGACCCUACCCUCUCCGAUCAGUCUUCCUGCCUGGUUUACGUCAUAGAUGGAAAUACAGUCGAUUUCACAGAUGAUAAGCUUAUUGACAAGUUGAAAAUCAUCCGCCAGAGAAUCAGUGAUCAGGGGAUUCCUCAAGUGGUUAUCAUGACCAAAGUGGAUAAAGCAUGUCCGCUGAUCAACAAGAAUCUAAGGAAGAUCUACAGUAGCAAGAAGAUCAAAGAGAAGGUGGAGUUGUGCAGUGCCAAAACAGGUGUGCCAAUGUCAAACAUCUUCCCAGUGAAGAACUACCAUGAUGAGAUUGACACAGACGAUGACGUUGAUGUUCUGAUACUGAAGGCACUUGAACAGAUUGUUCAGGUUGCUGAUGAUAGAUUGUUGGACAGUGAAAGCUAUUGAUAAAAUCACAUACAGUUAUUAAUGCAUAUAAAUCACAUCACAAAAUCACAUAUAAUGCAUUUGGAGUGCGUCUUUAUCAGAGGAACAUCAUUUUAUGAAGAUUGUGGAUUAACCCUUUGACGUGUACGAUCACACCAGUGUAGAACGUUCAGCGCCUCACGUGAUCAACUGCCAAAUUCAAAUGUGCUUGAGCACUUUGGCUGGCGCUAAACCAGAGACGGACGCGCGCAGCGCUUUUAUAUGUCACAUAUAUGCAGUGUUUUCAACCAAAUAAUGUUUAUUUUA
Molecule: messenger RNA, 2025 nt
Organism: Megalobrama amblycephala (Wuchang bream)
Lineage: Eukaryota; Metazoa; Chordata; Actinopteri; Cypriniformes; Xenocyprididae
Product: interferon-induced protein 44-like
Exons: 8
Coding region: 796-1740 (314 amino acids)
Source: RefSeq, a predicted model, not a curated record